GGUGACUCCCGCCUCCGACCGGACACUUAUAAGUUGGGUUCAGUUUGCUCAGUUUGCUGUUGGUGUCAAACGUGGAUGUCGAGCUCUUUGGAGAGUACAGUAAUUUCCAAUUAACUUAACGGAAAGAGUCCCACCGAGCUCACACUUUUUCUCCCUGUAACUUUCCAGUGAAGGCUCCUUGAGGAUGGGUGAUUGGAGUGCUCUUGGUCGUUUGCUGGAUAAGGUCCAGGCCUACUCCACUGCUGGGGGGAAGGUCUGGCUAUCUGUCCUCUUCAUCUUUAGAAUCCUGGUCCUGGGCACAGCAGUAGAAUCUGCCUGGGGAGAUGAGCAGUCUGCCUUCAAAUGCAACACCCAACAGCCUGGUUGUGAGAACGUCUGCUAUGACAAAUCCUUCCCCAUCUCACAUGUCAGAUUUUGGGUCCUCCAGAUCAUCUUCGUAUCAACUCCGACACUACUUUAUCUGGCUCAUGUAUUUUAUCUGAAUAGGAAGGAACAGAAACUGAAUAGGAAGGAGGAAGUGCUCAAAGUUGUACAAAAUGAUGGGGGUGAUGUUGAACUCCCUCUGAAGAAAAUUGAAAUGAAAAAGCUCAAAUAUGGCAUUGACGAGCAUGGCAAAGUAAAGAUGAAGGGAGCACUGCUCAGAACCUAUAUAGUCAGCAUUUUUUUUAAGUCUGUGUUUGAAGUGGGCUUUCUUGUGAUCCAGUGGUACAUUUAUGGUUUUACCUUGUCAGCGGUCUAUACCUGUGAGAGAUCUCCAUGCCCACACAGGGUGGACUGUUUCCUGUCCCGUCCCACAGAAAAGACUGUCUUCAUAAUCUUCAUGCUCGUAGUUUCACUGGUAUCCCUGUUGCUUAAUGUCAUUGAACUCUUUUAUGUGUUUUUCAAGAGGAUCAAAGAUCGUGUGAAGGGUCAACAGCAGCCCACUCUCUACCCUGGCGGGGGCACUUUGAGCCCAACCCCUAAGGAACUCUCCACAACCAAGUAUGCUUACUAUAAUGGCUGCUCUUCCCCUACUGCACCACUCUCACCGAUGUCGCCCCCAGGUUACAAGUUAGCCACUGGAGAGAGGGGGACAGGCUCGUGUCGUAAUUUUAACAAACAGGCCCAUGAGCAGAACUGGGCCAACUAUUCCACAGAGCAAAACCGCCUUGGCCAGAUUGGAGGAGGAGGGAGCACUAUUUCAAACUCCCAUGCACAAGCCUUUGACUUCCCAGACGAAACCCAUGAGCAUAAGAAACUGUCCUCAUCAGCAGGACACGAGAUGCAACCACUGGCCCUGAUGGACGCCAGGCCUUGCAGCCGGGCUAGUAGCCGGAUGAGCAGCCGGGCUAGGCCAGACGAUCUGGAUGUGUAAACCUGCCUGGCGGCCUGGGAACCAGGAAACAAUCACUUAGGUUUAAACAGGAGUUGAGGGUAACCUCUGUUAAUGUCUGUCAUAGAGACUCUUUAGUUCAUCAAGAGACAUUCAAACUUAUGUAACACUGUCAAAAGGUACAAAUUGGAAAUAGUUUUUAAUGACUUACCAUACGCUUUUGUCACCUAAUCUAGCCUUAACAGAGCACACCCGUAGAAAUGGGUGGAAGGCAGAAGUGAUGCUGAGAUCAAUGGAACACGGCCGUCAAUAGUCAAUAAGAAUUAUUUGGCUAAAGUUUGUUAUAUAUUUAAGAAGUGCCCCAUAGUAUUGUGUAGUCAUUGCAUUAUAUGCCAGUAGUGACCAAGGUUUGUCAGCCAUAUUUCCGCCAAGCUCAGUUUGAUUCACUAUGAUAUUGUUAAGUACUCUACAGUAAACUAUGAUUUUAAUGAUGAUGAUUAAAUCCAUUUGAAUCCACACUAAAAAUGUCAUUUACAAAUCAUGCAAUAUCACAAUCCUCUUCCCAUUCAUACUGUAGGUGAAAAUUCUCCAUCGAGCAAUCAACACUGGACCAUUAAUCUACCAUUGUGGUCUGUCCACAAACCUAAUUGGAAUUUAUUAGGGGCGAUCGUGUUCAUUAUUAUGUUAGCAACAGGGCAUUAACAGGAAUUUGGGGCCGCAUGCAAGGUAUCAGGUUGGGUCACUCCCUGUCAGUUAUGGGCCCUGAGAAUUAUCAUGACUUUUCUCCCCCUUACAGUGCUCUGGCUAACUUAUUGAGUUAGUAGUCUCACUUUACCGUCCCACUCAACCAGCCCCACCCCAAAAAACAAAAAAACAAAAACAAACAAUCUAACCAUCCAAUUGUAACACUGGAAUUCUUUGCGACUUGGAAAGUGAACCCAACUGGAAAAAACGCUUGGUUGACUCACAAUGGUAGUAAGUUCUGAAUGUUAUGUUUCACAGUAAUAACAGCGUGACUUUGGACAGUUAUUUUAUUACUGCUAAAUGGUAAAGCCUCAUGCAGAUAUCAUUAUGUUUUGUAAACAUGAUAAUAUUAGGUGGAGGUGGUGGUACUGUAGGUAUAAUUAAGGUGGAGUAGCUGUGGAGCGCUGGCCUCACAGUUCUGAGGACCAGGAUUCAAAUCCUCCUCGCCUGUGUGGAAUUUGCAUGAUAUCCCCGUACCUGCGUGAGUUUUCUCCUGGCACUCCGGUUUCCUCCCACAUGUCAAAAAUCUGCAUUAAAUGGAGACUCUAAAUUGUCUUUAGGUGUGAUUUUGAGUGUGACUGUUGUCUGUCUCCAUAUGCCCUGCAAUUGGCUGCCAACCAGUCCAGGGUGUAACCUGCCUCCUGCCCAUUGACUGCUGGGACAGUCUCCAGCACUCCAGUGACCUUUGUGAUGAUAAGCGGUUCAGAAAAUGGAUGGGUGAAUAAUAUAAUUAAGAGUUGAAGUGUCAACAUUGAAAAAGCCCAAUGUACUGUAAAUGCCCCGUAUUUUUCCAUUAACAGGAAGCAGUCAUACGCACGUGGGUCCUCAUGUGCACGUAUCUUGGUGAAAAAUUGCAAAACAAGGUUUUGUGGAAAUUGUUUGAUAUUUAUUGUUUGGGAUGAGAUGGAAAGAUAUGGCUCAGAUAAUGAAUUGACUACUAUUCAGCAAUUCUUACUCAUUGUUCUCAUAUUACUUCAAAGUUAGUCUGGAUUGUUUUUUUUUCCUGAUAAACUUUGAAUUUCUGUGGCGUUUCAUUCUGUGGAUUUAUGUUUUUCUUUUAGGAGUGUGUGAGUGGCAGGAUUGACAGAUUAGGCUGUUUUGACAGCAGUGUUCUUUUGUAAGUUGUAUCAGUUGGUCAAGUCAUUGAUUCCUUUUUGAUAUUUUAUGGCAGGUAGCGAGACUGCCGGAAUAUUUUUUUUCCACAUCUGAGUGAGUAAUUUUGUUUGUGUUUUUUGUCCUUGAGAUUUGCUGUCAGCGUUGCUGCUUGAGAAAUAGUUAGUAGUGUAAAUCAAGCUAACAGACACAAUGAAAAUGUGAGUUUUUGGAAGACUUAUUGUAGAGCUGGACUAAUAUUUAGUCAGUUAUAUUAAAAUACUUGUCAAUGUAGCUCCACAACUCCAAACAUUAGAAAUUUCAAUUUGUGCUUUACAAAUAAGUCAUCAUUCUGUUGGUACUUACAUGUUAUAGAUCUUUCAGCUACAAUGGCAUUUGCACUGAGAUCUACUGUAGGUGAUAAAGAUGUGUUAAUGUGACACACCCAAAACAUGAAUUUUGUUAUAUAAAUCUUGCUAAUGUAAUUUAUAACUGUAAAUCACUACAGUACGAGAUAUCCGACUACUACUUCACACUAUUUGUUCUGACCAGAUGUUAAUAAUCCACUGACAGAAAAGGAGCAAAAGUCAUUUGUUACAGUAGUACAGAGAAUGCUAGUCCAUGUCUAGUAUAGUGUAAGUGCUUGAUAGCAAAGCAAUCACUCAUUCAUUGUAUCUAUGAACAGUAUUUUAAUCAAUAAAUGUUCCUUCAUUCCUAAUUAUCUAAUGAAUAUCUUAUUUUUCUUUUCAUUUCACUGUUCAAGCCAUGUUUUAAGUUGACACCAUAUCAAUUAAUCACAUGCAUUUUUUUCUUUUUCCAUUUGUUGUUAUACAGCAUGAAAAAGUGGUUCAUGAACACACCGAUCAAUGAACUUAUCUGGACCAAAGUUUUGCCUUGGUUCAUGCAAAAAUCAAGAAAGCAGGAUGAAUUGAACCCAAUGUUUGCACUUGUGCCCCAGCUUUACAUGUUAGACAAUGUAUUUUAUUUUCUGAAGAUUAGGUCAAAACAUUGUGUUGCGACUGCAUGAACAAAAGCGCAAACCAGGGUCAGGUAUGUGUUUUCAAAUUGCAGUGAAAUUGCACAUUGGUGGUCAUUUGACAUCAUUUCCUCUGGCAAAUGCUGACUGACUUCAUGCUAACCUGCUUUUGUGCCAUUUCAUGAAAUAGUAAAACUUGUUAGGAGCAGUCAAGCACUUGUUUAAAGAUAUCUAUUAUCUAUUUCCCAUGCCCAAUUUGAAAACACUGUUCCUUUGUGUUGGCAUUCUACCAUCUCUCCAACGUAUUUUUUGCCACAUUUUCUUAAAGAACAUUAUCAAUAUUGUAUCUUUCAUGACAUCCAUAUGUCACAAUGUCUAUAAAAUAAAUUUUUAUUUUACUUUA
Messenger RNA from Syngnathoides biaculeatus (alligator pipefish), 4527 nucleotides. RefSeq names its product gap junction alpha-1 protein. Gene Ontology annotation, molecular function: transmembrane transporter activity. The record is from RefSeq and is a predicted model, not a curated record. Bases 185 to 1354 code for a protein of 389 amino acids. The transcript is spliced from 2 exons. Gene Ontology annotation, cellular component: connexin complex. Gene Ontology annotation, biological process: heart development; cell-cell signaling. Lineage: Eukaryota; Metazoa; Chordata; Actinopteri; Syngnathiformes; Syngnathidae.